UGGCGCGCGGCGGAGAGAGCGGAGGGGAGUGGGCCAUGGCGGCGCGCGCGGGCCCUCCGCAGCGGGGGACCUGGGAGACCCGGAUGGCCCUUCUCUCGGCGCCCGCGCGGCUGCUGCUGCUGCUGCUCCUCUGGCUGCCGGGCCUGGCGGAUGCAUCUUGUUGUUACCUUGCAAAGGGUAACUUAAUGUGUCGAGAUGUUUGCGAACAGAUUUUGACAUCCAAAAGUGACUCUCAUUUGAAACACCUUCUACAACGUGCACCUGAAUAUUGUCCAGAAUCAAUGGGUGAAGUUUGGGGCUGUAUAAAUUCUUCUUUGCCAGGUGUUUUGAAGAAAUCUGAUGGCUGGGUUGGCUUAGGUUGCUGUGAGCUAGCCAUUGUUGUUGAAUGUCGACAAGCAUGUAAACAGGCAUCUUCAAAAAAUGGUAUUUUGAAAAAUUGCAGAAAAGAAUAUGAGAAUGCCCUUUUUAAUUGCAUCAACAGAAAUGAAAUGGGAUCAGUUUGUUGCAGUUAUGCUGGUCAUCAUACCAACUGUCGAGAAUACUGCCAAGCAAUCUUUCGAACAGAUUCUUCUCCAGGUCCUUCUCAGAUAAAAGCUGUUGAAAGUUACUGUGCUUCUGUUAGCCCACAGUUAAUUCAUUGUGUGAAUAACUACACACAAUCAUAUCCAAUGCGAAACUCCACAGAUAGUUUGUUCUGCUGUGAUAGAGCUGAGGAUUAUGCCUGCCAAACGGCUUGUAAAAGGAUUCUGAUGUCAAUGAAAACAGAACUUGAAAUUGUGGAUGCACUUAUUGAUAGCUGUAAAACAAUGCCUCUUCCGCAGGACCCUCUCUGGCAGUGUUUCUUGGAGAGCUCAAGAUCUGUUCACCCUGGAGUCACAUUACAUCCUCCACCUUCAACAGGCCUAGAUGGUGCUAAGUUGCACUGUUGUUCCAAAGCAAAUACUUCCAUGUGCAGAGAUUUAUGCACGAAGCUUUAUAGCAGCAGCUGGGGCAAUACACAGACUUGGCAAGAAUUUGAUCGCUUCUGUGAGUAUAAUCCUGCUGAAGUUUCCAUGCUGACCUGUUUAGCAGAUGUACGUGAACCUUGUCAACUGGGCUGUAAAAAUCUCACCUACUGCACUAAUUUUAAUAACAGGCCAACUGAACUCUUUAGAAGUUGCAAUGCCCAAUCGGACCAAGGAGCUAUGAACGAUAUGAAACUGUGGGAGAAAGGGAGCAUUAAGAUGCCAUUUAUUAAUAUUCCUGUUCUUGAUAUUAAAACAUGCCUACCACAAACAUGGAAAACCAUUGCUUGUUUGCUGCAGAUUAAACCUUGUCACAGUAAAUCAAGAGGAAGCAUCAUUUGCAAAUCAGAUUGUGUGGAAAUUCUCAAAAAAUGUGGAGACUUAAGUAAAUUUCCAGAGGGACAUAUGGCUGAAAGUGUUUGUGAACUUUUAUCUCCAACCGAUGAUUUGGAAACUUGCAUACCCCUAGAUACAUAUCUUCAUCCAAGUUCUUUGGAUAAUAUAGAAGAUGUUACUCACCCCUGUAACCCAAAUCCUUGUGCUGCCAAUGAGUUGUGUGAAGUAAAUAGAAAAGGAUGUCAGCCUGAUGAACCAUGCCUUCCAUAUUUUUGUGUGCAGGGCUGCAAAUUGGGCGAAGCUUCUGAUUUUAUUGUCCGCCAAGGUACACUCAUUCAGGUUCCAUCUUCUUCAGGAGAGGUUGGUUGCUACACAAUUUGUACAUGCAGUCAAAGUGGACUUUUGGAAAAUUGUAUGGAAAUGCACUGUGUUGACCAUCAAAAGUCAUGCAUUGUUGGAGGGCAAAGAAAAAGCCAUGGAACAUCUUUCAAGAUAGACUGCAAUGUCUGCUCUUGUUUUGCUGGAAAUUUGAUAUGCACAACCCGCCAGUGUCUAAAUGAAUACAGCUCGGAUGAUGAACGCCGAAAAUCUACGGGUCUACCAUGUAAUUGUGAAGAUGAAUUUGUCCCAAUGUGUGGGCACAAUGGACGAACCUAUCCAAGUGUGUGCAUAGCACGUUGCGUUGGGCUUCAGGACAAUCAGCUUGAAUUUGGGUCCUGCACAUCUCCUUGCAAAUCUAAUCCUUGCCUAAAAAAUCAGAGAUGCAUACCAAAGCCACAGGUUUGCUUAACCAGUGUUGAGAAAUUUGGAUGCAGUCAGUAUGAAUGUGUGCCCAGGCAAUUCAGUUGUGGUGACCAGUUGCGAGAUCCUGUUUGUGACACAGACAAUGUAGAAUAUGCAAACCUGUGUACUCUACAUCAGAAAGGAAAAAGUAUGUCAUACAAAGGUCCAUGUCAGUCUUUUUGCAGCUCAGUAGAUUUGGUAUGUGGCCAUAAUGGUGAAACCUACAGCAAUGUAUGUGCUGCCUAUUCUGAUCGUGUUGCUGUAGAUUACAGUGGACCUUGUCAAGCUGUAGGAGUCCUUUCUGACUAUAGUUACCAAGGAGAAUGUGCAUCUGUUACAUGUCCUCAUCUUUCAGAUAUUGGAUACAGGCCAGUUACUCCACCAGGAGCAUGCUGUCCCCUAUAUGCAGGGAUGCUGCGGGUUUUAUAUGACAAGGAAAAGCUGGAUAUCUUUGCCAGGGUAACCAAACGUCCAAUUACAGUACUUGAAAUACUGCAAAAAAUUCGUCUCCAUGUUUCUGUACCACAGUGUGAUGUAUUUGGAUACUUCAGCAUAGAAUCUGAAAUUGUGAUACUCAUCGUUCCUGUUGAUCAGAAUCCCAAGCCACUUCAGAUUGAAGCCUGCAAUAAAGAAGCAGAAAAGAUUGAAUCACUGAUCAACUCCGACAGUCCUGCUUUAGCAUCCCAUGUGCCACUCUCAGCACUUAUAGCAGCCCAAGUGGAAAUUUCGUUUGGAGUUUUGUCUUCCUGCAGUCAAGUUGGGCCAGCAUUGCAUUUGCUCUUUUGGAGCUUUAUGGUCGCUUUCUCGGCCACACAAUGUAGGACAUAGUGGCAAAAAAACUAGUUAUUGUUGUGGGAUUUUGUAUUUGUUUUGCGAAAGACAUUCAGAACUGCUGAUAACCUAUAUAUCUUUUUGAGAAUUGGCAACUUGAUCAGAGUUGUCUCUCCACCCACUUCCACAAAGAAUAUUUAUCAUCACUAGAGUAGUAUACAUAAUACAGCAAACUUUUAAAAUUAUCAAACAAGUAGUCAUUUACCCUGAAAGCAGUUUGCAGAGAUAAGGAUAGAGCCCACUGCAUGUGUAUUCAUUUCUUUAAGCCCUCUGUUGUUUGGUCAGACAUAUUUAAUGCUUCAAAAAUUAGCAACGUUUGCCUGAAUAGUGGCAGGACAAAAGAAAUGAACACAGUUGUCAAUUACUCUAGCAUAUUGCUUUCACUUCUCUGGAAAACAGUUUUCAAAUCUUAGAGGACAACUUACAAGCAAAAAUCAACACAAUUCAGACAGUCUAACUGUACAUGUUUAUGGGAAGAACACUACAUUGUACUUGGUGCUGCUUCAAGUUGACUGUGUUCCUAGUACUUUUUUGUGACUAUGCAUACUUCAAAACAUAGUUUUGAACACAAAAAGCAUAGUUUAUCCAAAGAUGUUUAUGCAUAACAUGAUAUUUUGCACAACUCUAUUGGGAGGCUCCUAUAUAUAGGAGCCUCCCAGCAGGAUAUAAGAGUAUGCAUUUUGUCAAAUAGUCAAUGGAAAUACAUAUCUUCUUCUAAUAAUAAUAAACUUUAUUUCUACCCCGCCACCAUCUCCCUGAUGGGGACUCGGAGCAGCUUACAUAGGGCCAAGCCCGGACAACUUAAUACAGCAAUAAAAUCGAAGCAUAUACAUCAGACAACAACAUUAUCAAAAUGACAUUAAAAUAAUAAUAAAAUAAUAAUAGUAGUAAUAAAAUAAAAUAAAACAAAAAUUCCAAUAGACACAAUCACGAUAGAGAUGACAAUAAUAAAAUAGUAAUAGUAGUAAUAAAAUAAAAUAAAAUAAAACAAAAAUUCCAAUAGACACGAUAGAGAUGACAAUGGACCGGCCACAUAUUCCAAAUAAAAAACAAUUAACAGACUAUGAUGAAAUAAAGUAGGAGCAGGGCAUUUAAAUGGAACUCAUAAAACACACAGAGUUGUGGGGCAGAACAUCCUAUUUGGAGGGCAUGAACUCCAUUAGCCGAAAACGUUGAGGGGAUCUUAAAUAUCAUGCUCAACCUAUUCACCAAAGGUGUAGCGGAAAAGCCAGGUUUUGAGGUUCUUUUUAAAUGUUUCCAGUGAAGGGGAAACAGGUUUUUGGAACUUUUCCUUCCAGUUUUCAGUUACAGCCAUUUAUGUAAGUCGACUGGCACACACAAACAACAUCCUGGUUUUGGACAAAAGAUUGAUUUUCAAAAAUUCUGUGCAGUGUACAUUUUUUUAUCUACACAAUAUCUGUUCCAUACCUGCCAGUUCCUUACUGUGAAGACAAAAUCAUUUUUCAAUUAAGGCAACUGCUUUCUUUUCCUUGAAAGAAGAAAUUGUGCAGAUUUUUCAACUUCAUUUUCAGCAGUAGACACAUGUUGCAUAAGAGUAUUGAAAAGUAUUAUUUUUAUAUGACUUAGAGGUAUAUCAUUCAAAAUGUUAAACAUAAACCUAUUUUUCAACAUUGGUUUUUGACAAACAUAUUGCUGCUACUUAACAGUUUUACCAAAAACAAAAUGAAUAACUAAUGUUUUGUGUAAAUACAUAUUAUAUUUUAUUAUGAAGAAUAUGAUCACGGGGUUGAUUCUGCAGAGGUUAACAUAGUGGAGCAAAAUUACGGCCGCACAGACUUGUUUGCAGAAUAUCAUCACCCAAUAUUUUAAGCUAAUAUCCUCCUUAUAAAAAUGUAUGCAAGGUACAGAUUGAUGAUGCAAAUCGUUUACUCUGAUUUCCUUUUAGGAGAAAUGUUGUGAAGAAUUUUUAGCUAUUUAUACAUGUUAGAUACUGCAUUAUUUGCAUAUUAUCUAAAUUUACAUUUUAGCAUGUUAAUAUUUUAUACAAAGCAUAUAUUUUUUUAAAAAGGAACCAGUCCAUCAGCUAGUUCUCCUGUUUAGGUCCUAUUAAAGUACGGUAAAUGGGAUCUGGUAAAGCACAGUAGUGAUGGUGUUCAGUUCCCAUUGUCUGGAAUCCUGUUGUUAAAAAUCCGUAAAAGUUCAUUUUUGCAUGUUCUUGCACUUUCUCAAGGCUCUCAUGUGGACGAGACAAAGGGGAAGUAGAAAGCUGCCAUCUCUGAGAUCUGAUUCUGCCAUGGCUGCUGUUCAGGGAAGGAGCCUGUGGAGCUAAGGUGCUCUUGGAGGAGUAGGCAGUGCCGUUUUCCUGUCCCUCGCAGUUACCCCAAACCCACAGAAACCCUUGGGCCUGAGGGCUGCCUCCCCACCUCCAGAGCCAUUCAUAAGUGUCUUGGAGCAGGUAGCUUUUUCCUACCACUGUCACCACUUCUGAUUGUUCCUUCUUCAGUGCUACUGUACUCCCAGUGAGUUCUUUGUUGCCACAGUCACCUUUGACUUGAAUUCUCGCAUACCAUAUUUUAUCACAUAAUAGUCCAUAAUAGCAAGGAAAAAAAAUCUUUCUUUGAUUCUCCAGUUCUGUUUUUAAAAAAAAAAAAAAAAAAACCACUGUGUAGGAUGGGCCCCAUGGUGGUGCAGCGGGUUAAA
Messenger RNA from Anolis sagrei ordinatus, 5615 nucleotides. RefSeq names its product reversion inducing cysteine rich protein with kazal motifs (gene RECK). Gene Ontology annotation, molecular function: protein binding; metalloendopeptidase inhibitor activity. Gene Ontology annotation, biological process: extracellular matrix organization; sprouting angiogenesis; blood vessel maturation. Gene Ontology annotation, cellular component: plasma membrane. NCBI's taxonomy places the organism in Eukaryota, Metazoa, Chordata, Lepidosauria, Squamata, Anolidae. The record is from RefSeq and is a predicted model, not a curated record.